CGUGUGCUGUGGAGUCAGCUGUGUGUGAUGGACAGACUGUAAUGUGAGAUGCACCUUACACCUCCCAGUCUUCACCAGCAGCCCAGAGCCUGUCCCGCGUCUCACAGAAGACGUCCUGUCAGAGGGGGGCGACACGACUCGCUGUGCACUCUCUUUGAGAGGAAGACUGCAACACUGUGUCUUCGUAUCUUCCUUCAUGGUGUUAUCAGCCCAGUGGAAGCUGCACUGGCCCUCACACUAACAGCACACACUGUGCCUCCUGCUGGGCUCAUCAUCACUCUUCAGAGAUACCGGAAACAUGGCACAGAUUCAGAAAAAAACCUCAACUAUGUCCCUAACUAUAUCAUCAUGCUCCCGUGACACAUCCUCCUCCUGCUCUUCAUCCUCCUCCUGCUCUGCUACAAUACAGCAGAGGCACUCAAGUCUAGUUCAGCCUGUCUGCAUCAGUCCUCAAAUGGUUCAGAACACAAACCAGGGUUCAGGGAAUUCUGGAGUGUCUCCAACUUUUGUGAAGGGUCUUCAUGACGUGAGUACAGUGAAGGGGCAGCUGGUGGUGCUGGAGUGCAGGAUCAGAGGAACGCCUCCGCUGCAGAUCUCCUGGUUCAGAGAGGACGAGCAGAUCAUCGACUCGGCAGACUUCCGGAUUCUUAGAAAGAAGGCAAGCUCAGCUUCUGUUCCUGAGGAAUUGUGCACCCUCGUGAUCACAGAGGCGUAUCCAGAAGAUUCUGGGAUAUUUAAAUGCACAGCAUCAAAUCAGUCUGGAACAGUGACAUGCAGUGCUAUGCUUGAAGUAUAUACAGACCUAGAGGAGGUGUCGGGAGAGGAGGAUGAGCCGUCCUCUCUAAGCUCAGCUGGACUAGAGCAGGAUGACCAGCCCUUGUUACUACAAGACACACUAAUUCCUCCUCCAGAAUGGCCAGACAGCUCUGAGGAAGAGACUGCUGCCCCUGUAGCACGGGAGUCUCUUGUGGACACGGACAGCAAAGUGUUGACUGAAGCUGCUGAGCUCUCCUCCAUGAGCAAACCUGAUCCUCCAGCAGAGGGGGUUUUAAAAACAGUGUCCCACAUCCAUUCCUUCCCACCAGCAAGCUGA
This is a messenger RNA of Cyprinus carpio (common carp), 1093 nucleotides long. RefSeq names its product palladin-like. The transcript has 9 exons. The record is from RefSeq and is a predicted model, not a curated record. Lineage: Eukaryota; Metazoa; Chordata; Actinopteri; Cypriniformes; Cyprinidae. The coding region runs from base 299 to 1093 and encodes 264 amino acids.